GGCAUACCAUGGACAAAGGUGGACUACUUUGAUAAUGGCAUUAUCUGCAACCUCAUUGAGCAUAAUCAGCGAGGCAUCCUGGCCAUGCUGGACGAGGAGUGCCUACGGCCUGGGGUGGUCAGUGACACCACCUUCCUAGCGAAGCUGAACCAGCUCUUCUCCAAGCACAAUCACUAUGAGAGCAAAGUCACCCAGAAUGCCCAGCACCAGUAUGACCACACCAUGGGCCUCAGCAGCUUCCGUAUCUGCCACUAUGCGGGCAAGGUGACUUACAACGUGAACAGCUUCAUUGAUAAGAACAAUGACCUACUCUUCCGGGACUUGUCCCAGGCCAUGUGGAAGGCCCGGCACCCCCUCCUUCGGUCCUUGUUCCCUGAGGGAGAUCCCAAGCAGGCAUCUCUCAAACGCCCCCCGACUGCUGGGGCUCAGUUCAAGAGUUCUGUGGCCAUACUCAUGAAGAACCUGUAUUCCAAAAACCCCAACUACAUCAGGUGUAUAAAGCCCAAUGAGCAUCAGCAGCGAGGUCAGUUCUCGUCGGAGCUGGUGGCCAUCCAGACUCGGUACCUGGGACUGCUAGAGAACGUGCGGGUGCGACGGGCGGGCUAUGCCUACCGCCAGAGGUACGGGCCCUUCCUGGAAAGGUACCAAUUGCUAAGCCGGAGCACGUGGCCUCGCUGGAAUGGGGGAGACCGGGAGGGGGUCAAGAAGGUUGUGGAGGAGCUGAGCUUGUCCUCAGAGGAGCUGGUCUUCGGGAAGACGAAGAUCUUCAUCAGAAGCCCCAGGACUCUGUUCCACCUGGAAGAGCAGCGGCGCCUGAGACUGCAGCAGCUGGCCACGCUCAUACAGAAGACCUACCGGGGCUGGCGCUGCCGCACCCACUACCAGCUGAUGCGCAAGAGCCAGAUCGUCAUCUCCGCCUGGUUUCGGGGCAACGUGCAAAAGAAACGUUAUGGGAAGAUAAAGGCGUCAGCAUUGCUGAUCCAGGCUUUUGUGCGAGGGUGGAAGGCCCGCAAGGAUUAUCGAAAGUACUUCCGGUCAGCAGCUGCCCUCACCUUGGCAAAUUUCAUCUACAAGAGCAUAACACAGAAGUUCCUGCUGGGGCUGAAGGACAGUUUGCCGUCUACCAACAUCCUGGACAAAACGUGGCCGGCCGCACCUUACAGAUGCUUCCACACAGCUAACCAGGAGCUGCAGCAGCUCUUCUACCGCUGGAAGUGCAAGAAAUUCCGGGAUCAGCUGUCCCCGAAGCAGGUAGAGAUCCUGAAGGAGAAGCUCUGUGCCAGCGAACUGUUCAAGGGCAAGAAGGCUUCCUACCCCCAGAGUGUUCCCAUCCCAUUCCACGGUGACUACAUUGGGCUGCAAGGGAACCCCAAGCUGCAGAAGCUGACGGGUGGUCUGGAAGGGCCUGUUCUGGUGGCAGAGACCGUGAAGAAGGUCAAUCGUGGCAACGGCAAGACUUCCUCUCGAAUUCUUCUCUUGACCAAAGGGCAUGUGAUUCUUGUAGACACCAAGAAGUCCCAGGCCAAAACUGUCAUUGGGCUGGACAGUGUGGCCGGGGUGUCAGUCACCGGCUUCAAGGAUGGGCUUUUCAGCUUACAUCUGAGUGAGAUAUCAUCAGUGGGCUCCAAGGGGGACUUCCUGCUGGUCAGCGAACAUGUGAUUGAACUGCUAACCAAAAUGUACCGGGCUGUGCUGGAUGCCACACAGAAGCAGCUUCCAGUCACCGUGACUGAGAAUUUCUCAGUGAGGUUCAAGGAGAGCAGUGUGGCUGUCAAGGUCAUCCAGGGCCCUGAGGGUGGUAGAAAUGGCAAGCUAAGUUGCAAGAAGAAAGGAAGCCGUGGCCUGGAAGUGACUGUAUAGUGAGGAGGUGGGGGCCGAACGCAGGGACAACAGCUUCUUCUCCGGGACCAGUGCCCACCGGCGUUUGUGGAAGGAUCUCCUGUCCAACCCCUCUGAUCCUGGGGAUGGGGCUCAGAGACUGAAGAACCCUUGAAGAGGACCUUUCUUCUCUCAAACUCUUCCAGUCCCCUCUCCCUUAGAACUUAGCUUCCUCCCAACCCUCAGCCUCUUUGCCCACUAAUAAAACAAGUGACUUCCCAAACAUUCGCUCAGUGUGGGUGAGUCCCUA
Messenger RNA from Leptonychotes weddellii (Weddell seal), 2128 nucleotides. NCBI's taxonomy places the organism in Eukaryota, Metazoa, Chordata, Mammalia, Carnivora, Phocidae. The record is from RefSeq and is a predicted model, not a curated record.